UUCUCACACAUUCUAGAGAGAGAAAACAUUAGGGUUUGCCAUUCACCGUUGUUCAGCGCCGCUGCUCGUUGCUUCCCGAUUUUCUCCGGCGACGCCUAUUCGAGGUCAGUUCCUCUGCUCUGCUCCUUCAUGUCUGUCGAAUCUUCCUCUCUUCGCACGUCCGAAGCCAAACACAGGCUCGGGUUCGGCAGUCACAGUUCCGUAGCCCAGGGUGACCGAGCGGAGCAGCCGGGUUCCCCAUCUAUUGAGGAGAUCGCGGCUGUCGAGUUACCCGGGGUAAUUGAGCCCCGCCUCCAGAAACGCACCUUGCUUGUGGACUCGCUCAUCCGCGAGUGCAAGUGCGACUUGUCGAGCGACGAGUUUUUCAAGGCCGUGCGCUACGCCGGCCCCCUCGUCACCGUCCGUCGCCCUACCCCGGAGGAGUCAGUAUUCGAUGCUCCUCCGGGCUAUUUUGCCAUCCAUCUCAAGUCCCUUGAGAGCGGCUUCCGCUUCCCCAUCGAAUCUUUGGUCAUCGACUUUUUCAAGUACUUUGACUUCCUCCCGUGCCAAUUGGUGCCGAACUCGCACCGGUACCUGGCGGGGUUCCUGAUCCGCUGUCGGGAGAUGGGCGUGCGGGCCGACCUUGAGCGCCUACUAACCCUGUUCCGAGUGGCGAAGUCCUCCGGGUCGGAUGGGGGUUCUUUCGCCGCUCUCUGCCAGCGGCAAGAGAGACUUUUUAAGACCAAGAAGGAAUCAAACAAGACUUGGAAGUCCAAGUUUGUCUUUGUCUCCGUGGGGUCGGCCUCCCCCUUCCGAGACGCUCCCCUCAGCUCCUUCCGUAGGCGAUCCAAACCCUUUGCCUCUUCCAAGGCUGUCGCUGAUACGGACAUGUUGUGUUCAGGUGGCCCUUACGAGCCCGGGGCCUUAGUAAAUGACGAAGCUCUAGCCAAGUUUGGGUUCGUCUUCCAUGAUGAGGACGAGCCCAAGCGCCGGGUCGUCCAGAGUCAGCUCGAGGAAGGACCCUCAGGUGAGAUCAUGAUCUCCGCGGCCGAUAGGAAGAAGCUGUUCAAGUCUAAGCCGCGCUCGGAGUCCAGCCAGGAACGGCCUCUGCUUCCCACUCCCACCCCGUCCACCGAGCGUGCCCAGGCGAGCAAGAAGCGCAAGGACGUGUGCUCCGCGACGGAAGGGGCCUCGUUGAGCGGGACACGGUCACCACCUUCGCGCUCGGUGGAUUGCGGGAACCCGGCCUUUGUGAAGGUGGCGUUCCCCCCCAACCCUUCGUUCUUGCACGGGGACUAUGAGCCUCGCCGUUUUUUGCAGAGCUUCAUCCCUCCGCCGGACCGAAUGGAGAUUUGUUCGUCCGCCACGGAGGACCUUGCCUCCACCCUCAAGCUCGAGGUUGGCUCGGUGGCGAUGCGCAUCCCAGAACUGGUGGAGCGCUUGGAGCGGUAUGUGGCGGAGAAGGCCAAGGGCGAAGGGGAGCUUCAGAGGCUGCUCGAGCACAUGGCCGGGCUCGAGGGGAAGCUUGCUGAUGCCGAGGAGCGGGCUCGGGCUUCGGAGCAGGCUCGCCUCGCUGCUGAGGAGAAGGCGAGCACGAGAGGGGUUUUCUCAAUGGGUUUUGCACGAGGCGUAUUUCCCAUCUUCUCCGUCCCUGCGAUGUCUCACUCUGCUCCAACUCCUCCCGACUCAAGCGAGAUGCGGGGGGAAACACUCUCCCUCAGCAGCUACUCGCCUGGGGGUUCUUCCGCCAUCCCGACGAAGUCCGGGCCGAGCUCAACUCCUCCGCCCUCCACACGGGACUUGUGGGACACUGAUUCCGAGUCAGAGUCGGUGCAUCUUGACACCUUUGUGAAAAUUCCGGGGUUUAUCUACUACUCCUCGGAGGAAGAGGCCAAGACUCCUCCCUGGCCCGCUCGUCGUGAGGAGGCCGUUGCUCCGCCGGCUGCUCCUGACCUUCGAGGCCGAAGGCGUCGCCUUCCAACUCCUCCGGUGGACGGCUCUGGUGAGAGUUCAGCGGCGUCGCACCAUCCAAGUCGCCAAUCCAACGAAGACCCAGGCUCGCCUAGCAUUGGCGAGUCCACUGGUCAUUCCUUUGUUGGGAGGGCUCCUUCACCACCUUCCUACGCUCCUCCGUGCGCAUGCAAGCGAGGGUGGAAUUGUGGCAUGCAUUGAAGUUAAUUUUCUUAUUUAAUUAUUGUAAGGCGUUUGCGCCGUGUACUUUCCCCCCUUUUUUUUUAGGGAUGAAUAAAAUUUAGGUAUGAUC
Messenger RNA from Cuscuta campestris, 2242 nucleotides. Lineage: Eukaryota; Viridiplantae; Streptophyta; Magnoliopsida; Solanales; Convolvulaceae. The record is from the annotation of a GenBank genome assembly.